GAUUGAUUCACGCUCAUUGACAGCCGCCGCCAUGUCUCUGCUCCGCUCGUCCCUCUGUCGCGCGUGCAGGCGGUCGUCGCCGCUGCUGCUGGUGCGCCGAGGCUUCGCAACGGCCGGCCGCGCGCAGACGUCAUCCGACAACAGGGUCAAGAUUGUCGAGGUCGGGCCGCGGGACGGGCUGCAGAACGAGAAGAAGGCGAUUCCGCUGGCGACCAAGAUUGAGCUGAUUGAGCGGCUGGCCAGGACGGGGCUGACGACGAUUGAGGCUGGGUCUUUUGUUGCGCCGAAAUGGGUGCCUCAGAUGGCCAAUUCGAGCGAAAUCAUGGAGCACAUCCUCCAGCAGCCCGUUGAGGCGCCCGUCCCCGUCACCUACUCGUUCCUCGCACCGAAUACAAAGGGCCUGCAGAACGCAGCCGCGCUGCUGAAGCAGAACCCCGGGCGAUUCUCCACGCAGCUGGAGCCCGACGUCAAGAAGCCCGGGAUCGAGGUGGCCGUGUUCGCGGCGGCGACGGAGAGCUUCUCGCAGAAGAACCUCAACUGCGACAUCAAGACGUCGCUGGAGCGCUUCAGGGCCGUGAUCCAGGAGUCCAAGGCGCUGGGCCUGCGCGUGCGGGCAUACGUGUCGGUGGUGCUGGGGUGCCCGUUUGAAGGCUUCGACGUGGACCCGCACAAGGUGGCCGAGAUCGCGACGGACCUGCUCGAGUCCGGGGCGGACGAGAUCUCGCUCGGGGACACGACGGGCAUGGGUACGGCGCCGCGGACGAGCGCGCUGCUGCGGUGCAUGAGCGCGGCGGGGAUCCGCAACGAGGACAUUGCGAUGCACUUCCACGACACGUACGGGCAGGCGCUGGUCAACACGGCGGUGUCGCUGGAGCACGGGAUCCGCAUCUUUGACAGCAGCGUCGGCGGGCUGGGCGGGUGCCCGUACAGCCCCGGGGCGACGGGCAACGUGGCGACGGAGAACAUGGUGUACUUUAUGGAGACGCUGGGGAUGGAGACGGGGGUCGACCUGGAUGGCGUCGCGGACAUUGGGGCCUGGAUCACGCAGGAGCUGGGCAAGGCCAACGACAGCUCGGUGGGAAAGGCGGUGCUGGGGGCGAGGGCGAGGAAGAGCGCUGAGGCUGCUGCUGCUGCUACGGGGGGACAGGCGUAGAUGUGUGAUGGUGGUGGUGAGGAGGAGGAGGGGGGGAUGAGGGUGCUCGGAUGUGUUAUGAGAGUGUUGUUGGCU
This is a messenger RNA of Trichoderma reesei QM6a, 1228 nucleotides long. RefSeq names its product hydroxymethylglutaryl-CoA lyase. Bases 32 to 1153 code for a protein of 373 amino acids. Gene Ontology annotation, molecular function: hydroxymethylglutaryl-CoA lyase activity. Gene Ontology annotation, biological process: ketone body biosynthetic process; L-leucine catabolic process. The transcript is spliced from 2 exons. NCBI's taxonomy places the organism in Eukaryota, Fungi, Ascomycota, Sordariomycetes, Hypocreales, Hypocreaceae. The record is from RefSeq and is a predicted model, not a curated record.